GAAUAUGAACUUCCUGUUAUUGUUUGGGUGACAUUUCACAAUUAUUAUCAAAACUUCAUUAACCAUGAGAGACACUCGUCAUUAAUAAGGAAUUCAGAUAUAUAAAUGUCUCCUGUAAGUGCUCCAUUCACUACUGAUUCAACCUUUCGAACUGUUCAAUAAUUAAUUAGGAACUUUGGGGAAGUUAAAAAGUUAGGAGAGGAAUACAGGUUAGACUUAGAGCCUUCAUAAUAGCACGGACCUAUAGUAAUACAGCUGUGAUUUUCUUGGCCUGCCACAUUGUACACUAUGUACCGAGACUUCCAGCGUACAGAUAGCAACACAAGCGGUGGUUGCGAGGCACCACGCUAUGUGCCAGAUGACACAGAAGCCUCCGCCCUGUUGCAGUACUUGUCUCGGGAAGAACUGGAUGACUACAUUUCCCACCCAGAGAAAAUAGAUGCAAUUGUGAAAGACUUACAUCAAGUAAAAAAGAUUCAAAAAGAUCGAGAUACAAUUGUGGCUAAAAAUAAAAGUUUAGCGGAGUAUAAUAUGAGUUUACAGAGGCCAUUUGCUGAUCGUAAAACUGAGGUUGGAAGAUUAUAUGAGGAAGUGAACAGUAUGAAGUUUUCGUUGGGUACUGAUGUGGCCUCAUUAGAGUCCAAGACAGGGCGCCAAACGCACGAGACAAUGUUAGCAAUCUUCCAAACUCAGGCAGCCUCAUCAGAUGACCAAUCAGAGGCCAUAGCAGAUGAGUUUUGCGGUGACAAUAUGACUUUAGAAACAUUUUUGAGUCAAUAUGUUGAAAAGAGAACUGAGGCGUACAUAAAACGUGCAAAACUGGAGAAAGUAACAGACUUGUUAAGACAAGGUAGCUCCACAACAAACAGCACUGCUCCCUACCCCAGCACAAACUAUUCCCCUAAACCCCAGCCAGCGUCACCGGGAUAUGGGACUGUGAACUAUGGAUCUGCCCCGUACCCGAGUUACGGAAAUGUUGGAGGUUCAAUGCCAAUGCCAUCUUCGCCUUAUAGAUGAGGCUGGAUUGUGUUACUAGUAGGAGCGUUAACUAAAUGUUAACUGUUGUUAGACAUUUGUAUUGUUACAAAAGUAUGUACAUGUACAUCAAUGGUAUGCAUUGUUUCGAACAAUUAUUUAUUUUUAGCGCAGUUGACUGUGUUUUUAACUGUUUCAGAAGUUUUGCACCAAUGCCUAAAGUGGGCUGAUUUUACAAUCGGCAUCCAUUGUUUACUCAGUUUUUACUGUAUCAGUAUACUUUAUAAUUAUGAAGAAGAAGAAUUUUCUUAUUAAUCAUCAUUUUCAUGUUUAACUGCAGAGUAUCAUCAGGCUGUAUAAGUUUAUACACCCAAAUGAGCAUGAUAAGAAUAUACAAUUGCUCAUUACACAAUCUCCCCAUUAUGGAUUAUUAAAAUAAAACUCUUGUUAAAUAAAACUCUUGUUUUAGAAUACAUGCCUUUUCUGUAUCUCUGACAUUUUGGUAUCAUUUUUAGCUGGCGAGUUUGUCAAAGCUAAAAUAUGAGGUUACUUGUAUUGAAUUGCCUUGAUGUUGUCAAAUGCUUUAAUCUUGGCCAUACUUUAAAUGACAGUCAGGUAAUAUAGCCACAUAGUAUGAAACUUGUAAGGUAACCAUAGGUUACCAAUGGUAGUACACACAGCUUUAAUUAUUGUAGAGUCAUGUCCCUUGAUUCAGAUCUACUUGGAAAAAGGGACAAGCACAUCCACUUGGUGUACUUGAUCUUUUUUCAGGACUUACUUUAUGCCUCUUAUUGAGGCAGCUGUUAUGUAUCUGUGUGUUCACUAGGCAGAUUGCUAGUGUUUAAUGUAUAGGUAUGUCAACCAAGCUUUUUGAAGGUUGACCGUUGUGUAAGCUGGCAAACUUGUUAUAAUGUACAUGUAUGCUGAAGUAUCAAAUUCCUUAUAAUAAAUUUCAUGUGUUAUAUCUGCAUCUUUAUUAUCAUACAAAAAUAUACUUCCAUUAUAAGCCAUUUUAACUUGCUGGAUUCUGCAAAUUGUAUGUAACACUGCAUCAACAGUAGUUAUUUUUUUAAACAAAUUAAAAGCAACAUUGAAUUCGACAUUUGUUUGAUAACAUGAACAACUAUCAGGACUUGAGAAAAUGAUAUAAUUAAAUAACUUGUUGACAUCUGUUUCUCACCUACUGAUAUAAAAUUUGUGCAGGACUAAGAUCCUUGAAUGAAACAGACCCUUAAGUAUAUCCCUUGCAGUGUGAUGAUGAAGCCCAAUUGAAUGUAUGAGUUUAUUUCAACAUUUACUUUAUUUCAGCUCCACAUUGUUUUUUAUUGAAUGUCUGUCUAUAUUAAAAACAUGUUUUUUCAAAUGUUUUGAGAUACAUUGUAGAUACAAAUUCAUACAAUCUUGAUGACUUAACACAGUUGCUUUGUAUGGCUGUUAUAGUAAUGUUGAUAUUUAAUGUCAAUAAAUGAUUUAAUUGAGAAA
This is a messenger RNA of Mya arenaria, 2457 nucleotides long. RefSeq names its product vacuolar protein sorting-associated protein 37C-like. NCBI's taxonomy places the organism in Eukaryota, Metazoa, Mollusca, Bivalvia, Myida, Myidae. Gene Ontology annotation, biological process: protein targeting to vacuole; ubiquitin-dependent protein catabolic process via the multivesicular body sorting pathway; protein targeting to membrane. The record is from RefSeq and is a predicted model, not a curated record. The transcript has 5 exons. The coding region runs from base 289 to 1017 and encodes 242 amino acids. Gene Ontology annotation, cellular component: ESCRT I complex.